This is a messenger RNA of Varroa destructor (honeybee mite), 11354 nucleotides long. RefSeq names its product alpha-mannosidase 2 (gene alpha-Man-IIa). Gene Ontology annotation, cellular component: Golgi membrane. Lineage: Eukaryota; Metazoa; Arthropoda; Arachnida; Mesostigmata; Varroidae. Gene Ontology annotation, biological process: N-glycan processing; mannose metabolic process; protein deglycosylation. Gene Ontology annotation, molecular function: alpha-mannosidase activity; carbohydrate binding. The record is from RefSeq and is a predicted model, not a curated record.
AUAUAUACUGGCAUUAUACUAUUCAUAUAUAUGUGUUGUGCAUGUUUGAUACAAUAACGUAGGUUAUGACAGUUUCAAUGGAGUUACCUAUUCAACCAGCGCUGUCUAAAAUUUUACGAAAUAAAAACACAAAUGAAUAUUGGUCACUCGACCUGGUGGCGGCUGAAGCAAUACUGAAAUUGUUAUCUUAGUUCAAUGGAGAUUAUGCAUCUACCUGUGAAACUUCUUUUGGUGAUCUAAGUUAUAGCAAUGGGGCUGACCGCACGUAUUUAACGCAGUAAUUAAGUCCAAAAGGCCCCAAAGCUGAAAAGCUAUGAAGCGGUCCAGGCCCAGGGUCACCUACAGACCAAAAACCAGUAGCGUUCGCAUUUUUGAUUCAAGUUAAUUUCAUUGGAUAAAUGCAGCACAGAUUUGAUCAACAGGCUAGAAGUAGCUAUUAAACAUGUGUCUUUCUUCAUAAAUGCUUCUCUAUUAGCUCUACCCUGUUCUUACAGUUGUUUUUCUUUUGUAUGUGCGAUCACGAAACAAUUUCUGUGAAUUACAACACUUUAUGCUAAUUUGCCAAUAAAUGCAUAACAUACGCGCGCACAGUUGAAUAUGAAUAUUUUCCCUGUUUUGUAAAUAUGUUCUUUUUAGAAGAAAACUAUAAGUCAGAAAUAACAACUUACAGUUGCUAAAAAUCAUUUCAAUAAAAGAUGAGCAAAAAAACCUCUGAAGUCCUUUUCUUUUAUGAAUUGUUUUAACCAUUAUCAGUGUUUUCCAAAUAAUGCAAGAAGAUGAGCAGAAGAAUCUCUGAAGUCCUUUUCUUUUAUGAAUCUUUUAACCAUUGCCAGUGUUUUCCAAAUAAUGAAAUUGUCUUCAUUUCCUAGUGUUAUCUAUAGCCGCUAUCAUCAGCGAAAAUCAAAGCAUCAAGAUGCACCAUACAGUUCUUACAAAUUUAACAUUCGAUUUUCAAAAACACGUCCUCGAGAUGACAAGCCACGUGUUCUUUGUCUUUCAAUGCCAUCUAAAACCAUGAAAAUAAGUCACUUUUUUCGAUUAUUGUUAUUCUUAAAUUAUAUGCGAAUCCAAGCACAUCCACAGACCCGAAACAAUGGGUGUAACUGAGCUAUAUUUUAUUUUGCGCUAAACACCGAUCCUCCCGCUAGGCGUCAUUUUCGCUGCGUUACACGUUUCUGCGCUUUCCACGCACUGGUCCGUCAGUUAGCACCUUGUCAUCCGCAGAAUAACUUCGAUGAAUGAGGAGAAAAAGUCCAAAGCGAUGUCAGUGUACAGCGUUACGGCCUAGUGGUGGCUGGCCAGUGGAUCAAGAGUCCGUUCUCAGGCGCCUGUGAUUUUCUUAGUAGCAGCAGUAGCAGCGUGGCCCUCUCUGGGUGGGUGCCCGCCCACCCGCCUGUCUGUAUGUCUGUCUGUGUAUCCAACUCUCCGGGUCUUUCUAUCUGUCUGCGGUGUGCCUGCCACCGUACCGUUAGCAUCAGCCAUCCUGAACGACCGGUUGCAGCUGAGCGACGGAGGAAUUCUGUUUAUUGCAGCAGUGCCGUGCCGUACUUACAUCUUCGUGUUUUUCUCAGUGCAGUGGUGCCGCCUGCUUUUGGUGUCCUGCACAAUCUCCAUGACCGCUAUCGACUGCGACGAACAUUCUGCAGCAGAAGCAUUAGUCAAAACCGUGAGUGAGUGGGAAUCGAAAGUAGAACAGCACUACCAAGGGGUAGUGGCAAUUAAACAGCAGAAAUAGCAGCGCUAGCAAUUAUCAGCAGCAGGAACAGUAUCAGUGAGGUGAAAAAAUCUGAGUGGGCCUAUGCGCUAGUCACCCGGCAGGCAGAGCUGCGUUACCAGAGGCCUGUCUGUCGAUGAGCCAAUAUUGUUGACGUGGUUGUUGUUGUUGUUGUUGUUGUUGUUGUCGUCGUCGUCGUCGUCGUCGUCGUGGUCGUUAUUGUUGGUCUUGCUGCUGGCACGGCCGCUUGAUACCUGGCGGAGGGUUCCUGCUUCAGCGCGGUUAGGUCGGGAGGCAGCAGUUGACAGAACGCUGGCAGGAAAGUGGGUGAAUCCGUGGCACUGUCUGCCGUGUGCGAGCAGCUAGGAUUAGGCAUCACAGCGUCGGAUCGCAAAUGGACACGCCGCCAACGAUGUCGCUACCGGUGUUUCCCUCGAUCCUUGGUGCUUCCCACGUUUGCGUACUGCUGCCUUUAUACCUGAAGAGAAGCCUUUUGUCUGCUACCCCGAUACACACGAAUAGAGGAAGCGCAGCGCGGUUUUGUUUGGACAUUCAUUGGAGAGCUGAAUAUGUGUCGUCGAAAGUAACAGUGCAGUUUCCAAAAAAAUGGUGUUUAGGGUCUAGUCAUGCGGUGCCUCGUUUAUUGAAUAUCUAUACAGCUGGAUAAGUCGAUGACGGUCAUGAUCAGAGAAAAAUAAUGUGAAAAAAAAUAGGAUGGUGGCAAGGAGAUGGUCAUUUUCAAUCUAGUUAUACUUCGUUGCGAUCACAGCCGUCGGAGUCACUCAUACCAAAACGAUAGUAAGGUUCAACCCAGAUCCAGGCCCGCGGCACGACCUACAUUAGCAGUAAUCAUUAUGAUAACAAUACUAGAAACAUUCCUACAGAUGAUAUUAUUGUAGCAGUGAUCAUCGAUGAGACUAAAGCGGAAACAAGCAGCCGAGCCGUUAUUGCUGGAGAGCGGCCCGCACCCGUAACAAGGAUUACCUCCGUUCAAUAGUUGGGACGGCGCUCGGGGCAAAAUGUUAUACGACUAAUGUAUCAUUUACCACCGGAACAACUGCUAUGGUGAACAUAGAUAGAAUUAAGGAAAAGAGAAACCACAGCGUGCGAAUCAUUUGUCACCAGUCAACUACAGUUAGGGAACCGGAGCAGGUUCAGUGUCGAUGCAGACAAAACCGGUGGCCUCAGCAGCAGCAGCAGCAGAAAGCUACGGGGAGAUUCGACAUACUGCGCCACUCUCGUUAGCGACGUUUGUGCACACCUGUUUCAAGUUACUGCCUGAAGUUGCCCCUUGCAUCAAAGAAAAAGCCCAUCAGCCACAGCUAAAGAUGUACACAAAUUCUGCCAUCGGACUAACUUUAGAGAAAACAACGAGGUAGCUACUGUUGCUGGUGAUACCCAGACAAAAUCCGGAGUAGUGCGGCCUAAUUUCAAAGAGCUAUCGUGUCCAGCCAUUUAGAAGGCGAACAGCAAUCAGGUAGAACACUUUUUUGCCUAAGCAGUGGCUAAAAGUUGAGGCUCUUCCAAUACGUUCCCCGUAAAACGCUAAAUUGACGCUAAGCGCUGGUGAACUCGGUGUGUUACAUGGGACGGGCUCGCUGCGGAAAAGUCUACCUGUGCAAAUAUUAAGUGCGAUCCUUUCUCACCGCCUUCACCUAUCACACUUACCGUGUGUGGCGUUGCUGGUAACUUUUCUAUAUAACAGGCUGUUUGGAACGCCAUCUUAAAAGCAGGACUCCCAGAGGUCAGUCAGUGAAGUAACACAGAAAAGCAGAAAAUCAAAAGCGUCAUGAACAAUACUUGGUCUAUCGUCAUGGAUUACUAAGUUUCCAAGCUGAUUUCAGGCGAAAGCAGCAAUGCGACGAACUCUGGCCUUCAGUCUAAUGUGGCGACUGGUGCGUCUAUACUCGCAUUUGAUUAUCUGUGCAAUUUUGCUCGGAGUAUGUCUAUUGGUUUUGUUCCGUGGUAUAGGCCCGCCAGGCCCCGCGGAGCAGGGUACAGUGGAUCUCGACGCCGAACUACGGAACCUCGAGCUACAAGUAAAGAAAAAUCGUCAAGAAUUGGCUUCGCUGAAACGCAGCCUAGAAGAAGCGGAACAGAAAGCCAGAGUUCCUGUCGCUGCAUCCGGAGCAGACGUUGCGGGGAUCGGGAAAUCCGACACGCUACACGAUACCAGCACAAUGUUUUGCAUGAAAAGUGUCCCCCCGCGUGCUAAAUGUGACUAUGACAUACGGAGCAUCAUUCAGACGGUAUCAUUCACCAAUGAGGACGGCGGAGUUUGGAAGCAAGGCUGGCCCAUUGAAUAUGACUCGACACAGUGGGAUGCCACCAACAAACUUAAGGUGUUCAUUGUGCCCCAUUCGCACAACGAUCCCGGAUGGAUAAAAACGUUUGAAAAGUAUUAUACCGAGAACACAAAAAAUAUCCUCACAUACGCUGUCGCUAAACUAAGCCAACACCGUGACAUGACUUUUAUUUGGGCUGAGAUUUCUUUUUUUGCGCGAUGGUUCGAAGAACAGCCCGAACCGAUUCGGAAGAAUGUCACCCGGCUGGUGAAAGAGGGCCGCCUCGAGUUCGUUACCGGCGGCUGGGUGAUGAACGAUGAAGCUAACACUCAUUACUACGCCAUGCUGGAACAGCUCGUACUUGGCCACGAAUGGUUGCAACGAAAUCUACCGGCGGCACCGAAGCCGAAAAAUGGCUGGGCCAUUGACCCGUUCGGGCUAUCGCCAACGAUGGCGUUUCUUCUGAAGGGACUCGGCUUGAAGAAUAUGGUCAUACAGCGAGUGCACUAUUUUCUCAAAAAAUAUCUUGCAAGAGCUAGGGCUUUAGAAUUUCAGUGGCGCCAGUCCUGGGACACGCAAGGUGAUACAGAUAUGUUUUGCCACAUGAUGCCUUUCUAUAGUUACGAUGUCCCGCACACAUGCGGCCCUGACCCAGCUGUUUGUUGCCAGUUUGAUUUUAUGCGAUUAAAACCAAGCCGGUCAAGCUGUCCGUGGAAAAUGCCCCCGAUCAAGAUAACCGAGAGGAAUGUGGCUUCUCGAGCUGCGCUGUUGCUCGACCAGUAUCGCAAGAAAGCACAGCUGUACCAGACAAGUUCAGUGCUCAUACCGCUUGGUGAUGACUUCCGUUUUGACCGUAGUACUGAAUGGGACAGCCAGUAUACGAAUUACAAGAGAAUUAUGGAUUUCAUUAAUAAGAACGAGUCAUUGAAUGCCAACGUGCAGUUUGGCACACUUCAGGACUAUUUCCAGUCAAUUGAGAACGAUAUGCGUUCAUCAGCCGUUACGAUACCUACGCUGACGGGCGACUUCUUCACUUACGCAGACAAGAAUGAUGAGUACUGGUCUGGCUAUUAUACAUCGAGACCAUUUUACAAGUUUUUAGAUAGGCGCGUCGAGUCGACGUUGAGGACAGCUGAAAUUGUGCACAGUCUGGCCAAAGCAAACGGUAUGAACUGUCGGGUGACGAAAAUGCUGGACCAAGCGAGAAGAGGCCUCUCGCUCUUUCAACACCAUGACGGUAUUACGGGCACGGCGAAAACACACGUAAUGCAAGACUAUGGCAUGAAACUCAACCAGGCAUUAACAAACUCAAUGAAUAUCAUCCGCAUAUCUGCUGAAUAUUUGCUCGGCAACACUGAUUCAUGUGAGAACAACAUUGUCAUUAACUUGAAUGGAACGGUUGAGGGCUACUCGUCGAGGGUAUUGCUUGAUUUUCGCCAGGCCUCCUAUAUCGUGUCGGUUGUAAAUGCGUUAACCGCCCUUCGGCGAGAGGUAGUCACGAUUUACACGGUAUCACCCGACGUGACGGUUAAAGGCGCGGUGUCUCAACUUUCGCCCGCAUUCGAUGGCUGCAAGCUGCGCGACGAUCUCUUCGAGUUAAGCUUCCAGGUUGAACUACGACCCCUCGAGGUUAAAGCGUUCACGGUAUCACGCGGUGGCCACGAAACGGCUCCGUCGAGAGCGGACGUCAUAUUUUACAAGAGCUCGUGCGAGAACAGCGGCGGGGGCGUCUUUCAGGUAAGCUCGUCUGAUGAGCAGAACUUCAAAGUCGAGACUAGCGGUUUGUCAGCGAGCUUCUCGAAGUACACCGGUCUGCUGACCCGACUGACGCAGACUACCGCACAGGCGUCCGUCGAAAUCUCGUUCUGGCGAUUUUCCACGCACAGCAACCCGAAACGAGAUAAAUCCGGCGCGUAUCUGUUCAUGCCAGAGAAAGACGCCCCCACAUCACUACGUUUCGUUCCGACAACUGUUGUCGCAGUAAAAGGCGCCCUCGUCAGUGAGGUACUCACUAUUACCUCAGAUAUCAAGGUGCAUUUCCGCAUCAAGGAGUCACCAGGCAUCGAUGGGCAAACUAUUGAGAUACACAAUAUUGUCGACAUCACUCGAACGAACAAUUUCGAGUUGCUGAUGCAUGUCUCUACUUCGAUCGAAUCGAAAUCAUUCUUCACCGAUCUCAAUGGUUUCAGUUACGUCGAACGACGCUACCAGCAUCAAUUACCUAUUCAGGCCAACGUGUACCCGCUGUCGGCCAUGGCCUACAUACAGGACAGCUUCGCGCGGCUCAGCCUUGCAUCAGCACAGCCCCUCGGCGUGUCCGACCUUGGCGAACAAGGCUCGUUGUAUGUGUUCCUUGACAGGCGGCUCAGUCAGGACGAUAACCGAGGACUAGCUCAGCCGGUACAAGACAACAUUCCCGCGUUGAGCUCGUUCCGGCUCGUGCUCGAAUCGCAAAGCGACAUCGAUCCUCGGCCUUCAUUGUUGGCCUUGCUCACGUACCAUUCAUUGUCGUCGCCUGCUCUUCCUCUAUUAGUUCACGGCACUAAAAAGGAGUCAUAUUCAACCUCAUCGACCCUUCAGCCUUGCGGCCUACACCUUGUCAACGUUCGCUUCAUGGACACCGGGACCGGCGAAGAACCUCAGUUCCUCAUUACGUUACACAACGAAGGUUAUUCGUGCAGUGAGCUAGUGCCUAUCGGUAUGUGCCAGAUUACAUCGGCUGGCAUGGACUUAACAACGCUCUUUGGACGGACAUUCGGUGAUAGCGCGCAGUUCACAUCACUCAGCGAUCUGUACCCCGGUGAUGUGUUCCACGUCACCGAGAACAUUCAUGUGCCGGCUAACCACAUUCGGGCGGUAAAAAUGGCUCGACUCAUCCCAUGAUUCUAGUGAGCAACCAAUCAAGCAGUCCUAUUAUUCGUCGUUGUAGAGUUAGCUAGCUAAGAAACAUAGAGAAGCCCUUCUUUUAAAAUAUUAUAGGUAAAAAACGACAGAUGAGUGAAAGAUUUAUAUAGAUACUACAUACAUAUUAUGCUAAUGUACUGACUAAUGGAGGCUUUCAGACAUGCUAUAUAUAUGCGUGUGCGAGGCUUCCGGAUAGACAAGACCAUGAAUGAGGAGAUAUAUCGUGUUUAAUUUACUAGCAUUGAUAUUUCGAUAGUAGAAGUAGUAAUACGAAUUAUAGUACUUAUAAAAUGUAAGAGAUAAAAGUAUAGAGCAAGCGAGAAGGAGAGAAAGUGCGUCUAAUACAGGAGAAUAUAACGACGACAAGCACUGUUCUGGGUGGCUGAUGAAAUAAAGACGGCCCAAUUGUAUUAGGUUGAUAGGAAACUUAUUUCGACCACGUUUAGUUUUUGUUACCCAUAUAUUUAAUUUAGCCGUUUGGCUUGCAAAUUGAUUGGUGGGCCUCUUCUAUGAAGUGUUCGUUUUGCACUUUGGCCGAGCACGUCAAUAGCGAUCGUCUGCUCAGUAGUCAGAUGUCCUAUGAUCGCAACCGCAAAUUCUUUAUUACAGAAUUAUAUAUUGCUGAAAAAUAAGGCACUUAAGACAGCCAAGAUUGUGCAGUGGAUUGAAGGUAAACUUUGAAGUGCCAUCUGAUGGCAUUUGUCAAGAUUGGUUUUAACAAUCUCCAGCUGAAGGUUUAUUUCUAUAAAAAACCGAACUCUGAAUGGCCGCAAGAAGCGAAUGACGACAAAUUGCAAAUACUUCUGUAGAAUGAGAAUUCGACCAAGUCAUCUUACAAAUGCUCUGUAUGGGUAAAAAAACAAACUAUUACAAAUUACCUGCAUACACGAACUAACCUAUCAAACGUAUUUAAACGUAGAUACUAUAUGAACUUAGUGGCUUUGCCAUUUGCUUAAGCACAUACAUAUCAUUACUUGCAAGCUAGGAAAAAAGCCAUUCCUGUAAAAUAUCGGCACCGCAAAGUGAUCUCUAAUGACGAACUUUGCCGCAAGAGAGAAUAGCAAAACCACAGAUAAUUCUCGAUAUAAACAACACCUAAGAUUCAAUAGGGUCUAAAAGGAACUACCUAUAUAAGCGUAUAGUAAAGCUGCAUAAACACAAUUAAAUGAUGAUCGCUGACUGUGAUUCGACUCGGCUCCUCAAGUUGAGUCAUAAAACUAAUGAUAUGAAGGCUCUUGAGACACAAGGCCACAUGGGACUAGCGAAAAUUCUGAUAAACCUAAGACUGACAGUCCUUCAACGAAAAUACUUUUACGCCCUACUUAUUAAAUUGCAACUGUUAGAAUUAGUGCAGCACGGCCCAUUUAAAGCAGGAAACAGAAAAACAAAAUGAUUUCAUAAAUGGGUUCCAUAGUUGAGAGAUACAUCCUUUACCCAAAUAAAUAAACGAAGAACACGGAAAAAGCUAAUCAAUUUUAGAAGGCGACACUGAUAUAUUUUAAAUUUUAGCGCCACUAAAAAUGACUUAAUUAAAAAAAAACGAAAAUACUUAUCUAACUAACGUAAUAAUGCUAACAACCAAGAAAUAACUAAUUAAAUGCAGUUUGCAACUGCAUACGCCGAACUGGUAAUGAGCGAUUGUUAUAAAGUGAAAAUAUAAACAAGCAAAUGUAUACAUGUUCUCUUGUUACGUGAGUCUGAAUGGAUGGACAAAUGACCUGAAAGUGUGGAUCCAUCUAAGAAAUUUUGUGUGGUUAAUUAUUCGAAAGUGUAUAUUUUGAUAAUGAUUGUCAAAACGGUUCUAAGUAGCCAGUGUCCACUCUUACCAGACUCCAGCUGAUUUGUUUCCGUCACGAUAUUUCCGAUGCAAUUUAUGCAACGUUUAGCAUUGUACGCGGACUAAGCCCAGCUAAAGCAACACCCGUAACAACAAUAAUAACAGCGACAAAUAAAUAAUUUCUUAUCACCGUGGUCACAAUCUACUAAGUAAACAUUGACAUAAACAUCUUUGACCGUAACGAGAAGAUAAAGCGUUUGUAUUCGUAUACUUGUGGGAUGCGAGAGGGUAUUAGAAGAAGAAACAAUAGAGAAAAGAUAAUCAUAUUAUUACAAUAUUAUAGCUUGAAGUAGUCCUAGAUGUGAUAUAUAUACAUAUAUAUAUAUAUAUAUAUAUAUAUAUAUAUAUACACAGCCGGUUAUCAAUCAAAUAGGCUCAACAAUUCGAACCGAGUUUCAGGCCCAUCGCACGACACUACAGCGACAUAUUUUCAAACGGUUUUUUGGCGACUGUUCAUAUAGUUAUAAAGAAAUCGGCAAAUAUUUUCGAAUUUUUGACAAAGCAUGUGGGAUCGUUGCAAGCAAUAGUAUUUCAUGGUACUGCCCCUUACAGACAGAAUUGCUGCCACUCUCUGAAACGUGUUUCUGAUGGAGUUUUUCGCUGCCGCAAAUAUGAGUGGAUCAUGAUGCCAAACGUCAGUAAUUUUUUUUACAAAGAUCUGAAAUAUUUCAUAUUCUCUGUCCUUUCCAAACCAGUUGUUAUAAUUUUUUAGACAUCUAUUUUUGGAUUGAGAUCUGGUGAAACAGCAGGUCAUGGCAGCACCUCUAGUGUCAUUGCCAACUAGUAGCUUUACCAUGCAUGAAGAUAUAGUCACCGGUGGAACUAUUGUACUGGAGGCACCGUCUUGCUCUCGAUAACUUCAGCAUAUUCUUUGUGCAUUAUUAUCCCCUGUGCGAAAUGUGUCAUCCCAGUGCCUUUGAUACACAUAAUAAACCACAUCAAAACUUCCAACAGAUGUUGAAUUUUCGACAUAAUGCGGUUUUUAGAAAAUCGUUUGCCAAAACGUCUGAAUGAAUGAUGAGUUUUUUCCCGAGAGUUUCAAAAUGAAAUUCCUUUGAGAAACAGGCUUCUCUCAGUUUUCAGCGGUCCAGUUUCCAAAUGAAGACGGGUUCGCUUCAUGCGAACAUGCGAUCUAUGUUUCUUGGCAGGUCUAUUGCCCUUGAGUCGGCGGCAAAACCUAACUUUCAGAAGAACUGGUCUACAAUCUUUUAAACCGCUCUAGAGACGAAUAAGAGACGAAUUUAACUUUUCUUGGAGCUCGUAAAUAACCACCUAGCCUUUCUACAUUCCUUCGUGGUAGUUUCGUUCUUCGAUCUUAAAGACACGUUGUGAUCUAGGUUCGAAUCCAAGCAUAGGUACAUUUCGUUUCGUGCUGGGAGCCAGCUGUCUGAUGGAAUUUCUAACGGCGAUGCCAGACGUAAAAUUUGAAACAAAGGCCCUUGUGCUUCGUGGCACCUUUUAAUUCUUUUUACUGAUUUCACGCGACGACAGCAGAAGGGUGCUUUAGCUUAUCAGCAACGUUAGCGACCGUGUACUGGAAAACAUGAAACGUCUCAGCAGUUUAACGUUGUGAACAUGUUUCGACAAAAACACUCCAGCCAGUCUUCGCACUUAGUUUUUCCAGCGUCGACAACGGAAGACGAAAGUACCUCGUUUUAGUGCUGAGCGAUAGACCUUGAAAUCUUGUAAAAACCAUCUGAUUAAAUACCGACCGAAUAUAUCUAAAUAUAUGUACAUAUAUGUAAUACAAUAGAAUGUGAAAGUCUAUCCACCUACAUUUACAGCUAGUGCGACCGAUGAGUAUUGCAUUUGUACCAAUAUGAUACGAUACGAUAAGGAAGGAGCUCUUGAAAUUAAGGGCAAUCCAUUGCAAUGAUUAUUUUUAAGGUAAACGUGAUUUCUCGCUGUCACGAGCCCUUUAUCCCAAUACAGUACGUAGAUCUACGAAGUUAGCUAGUUGAACGAUUGGAACAUGUGUACAAUGGACAUAGUAUGGUUUUCACUUGACGAGUCAUGGCAUUAUGAGCCUAAUACGUAGGCACACGUCUGUCGUAUUGUACAAUGCGGGUAAAUAACUUAUAGAAUAUAGACUUAUGGCAAAAAGACUAGCAGGAGAAGAACAGAAAUCUAACAAUUUGCGGGGCGUCUUGUCUAGGAUGUUUUGAUUUACAAGUUAUACGACUAUUACAUUAUAUAAUUACAAUUGCUCGUUAUCCUGUGUACGCCGUUGAUAGUGUUGCAUUAAGAUAUUCUGCGCAUACUUGACGUUUUAUGAAGUGACAACUCGAAAGUAACGUUGAUGUAGUGAAUUUACGAACAUCGCCACACAGUUGUGACAAAGGCUCCUCCUCCGGAAGCUCCGUGUUAACUAGGUUCACGUCCCACCCUUGCUAAAUCAAGCAAAGGUUGUAUUCAGCCAGAAGUAAACAAACAGGAGGAAAUGACGAGCAUCAAUACGAUAAGGUUGGCUACAGAGCUGCUUUUUGCAUAGGAGUGGCAGAUGUAUAUAUCGAGAAACGGAUAGAGGGACACGUUAUGAGAACCUUUUCUACCUAUAGAAUCUGUCACAUAAACUGAAAAUAUCAACAAAUUGUAUCUGGACCAUAAACCAGAA